AUGUCUGUAGCUAUCGUUCAAGGAAGCGCUGGAGGUCUAGGACUAGCCCUCACCACACACCUCCUCCGUCAUACCUCUCUCAAAGUCUAUGCUCUGACACAUGGUUCAGCGUCUGACCUCGAAUCGAAGUUGUCACACUUGCCGGCUGAGAGAGUCAAAGUGAUAGGAAAGGUUGACGUGACGGAGGAAUCAAGUUUGCAAAAAGCAGCUGAGCAGGUAAGAGAAGAGACGGGGGCCAAUCAAGUUAGACUUAUCGCUUGCUUAGCGGGAAUAUUACAACCCGAGAAGAGCCUAUCCGCUAUCGACAUCGAUUCCGCCUUACAGAGCUUCAAAAUCAAUUCCCUUGGUCAUCUCCUCACCUAUAAACACUUUGUUCCCCUUCUCCCUAGCAAGAAAGAUUUCAACGAGUUGACCGCCGACUUCAAUCAGGGCAAAGAAGAUCCUGCAAAAGGACUGAUUAAUAAAGAAGGAAGUCUGUGUUUUUCGCUCAGUGCAAGAGUUGGUAGUAUAGAGGAUAAUGAGAAAGGAGGGUGGUAUUCGUACCGAGCUUCAAAGGCUGCGCUCAACCAAAUCAUCCGGAGUCUGGAUCAUGAGCUAGCCAACAAGUCAUCUUCCGCCUUAGCCAUAGGCUAUCACCCCGGCACUGUCCUCACUUCACUCUCACGUCCCGUUGUCGGUCACAAGGCCCAAGCUAAACCGGACGAAGGAGUCUUCACUGUGGAACAAGCCGUCGAACAUAUGACCGGAGUGAUGAGUCGAACUUCGCGUGAAGGGAGGGAAGGAUGGGGCGGGAGAUGCUGGGAUUGGAGGGGAGAACGUGUGCCUUACUGA
Messenger RNA from Tremella mesenterica DSM 1558, 831 nucleotides. RefSeq lists its product as uncharacterized. The record is from RefSeq and is a predicted model, not a curated record. Lineage: Eukaryota; Fungi; Basidiomycota; Tremellomycetes; Tremellales; Tremellaceae. Bases 1 to 831 code for a protein of 276 amino acids. The transcript has 4 exons.